This is a messenger RNA of Eurytemora carolleeae, 724 nucleotides long. Its product is annotated as troponin C, isotype gamma. The record is from RefSeq and is a predicted model, not a curated record. NCBI's taxonomy places the organism in Eukaryota, Metazoa, Arthropoda, Copepoda, Calanoida, Temoridae. Gene Ontology annotation, molecular function: enzyme regulator activity; calcium ion binding. The transcript is spliced from 3 exons. The coding region runs from base 45 to 533 and encodes 162 amino acids.
AUAACAUAAACAUUUUUUCCAGAUUGUCGAGCUUGAGUUUCAUAAUGGAGGACGAGGAACUACUGACCCAGGAGGAGAUGGAGGCUAUCGGUCUCGAGCCCGAUCAGGUUCUUGUACUCAAGAGAUGCUUUGACGGUUUCGCAGAUGAGGAAGGAGCGAUUCCAGCUGAUAAUGUGGGAGGCAUUCUCGCUAUGAUGGGAAUGAAGGUAAAGCCCAGUGCUCUGAGGGAGAUUAUUGAAGAUAUUGAUGAGGAUGGUAGCGGUCUACUGGAGUUUGGAGAGUUUUGUCAGCUAGCCGCUAAGUUUCUAGUGGAGGAGGAUGAGGAAGCUUUGAAGAAGGAACUUAAGGAGGCCUUUAGGAUUUAUGACAAGGAGUGCAUGGGAUACAUCUCCACGGACACCCUUCGUGAGAUCCUCAGAGAGUUGGACAACAAGCUAACUGAGGACGACCUCAGUAACAUCAUAGAGGAGGUCGAUGAGGACGGAUCUGGAACUCUUGACUUCGACGAGUUCAUGGAGAUGAUGGCUGGAUAAUUUUAAAUAAUCUCUUUAGAUAACAGACGAAAAGAACCAACAAUUUUAAAACAGCAACUAUCAUAAUUAGUAAUGUUUCCAUAUUUAUUUCACAAAAUCCGUCCUGUACACCUUUCAAUCUGUACCCUUUAACCUGUACCCUGUACAUAUCAGAUUUUAUUGAACAAAUAUAAUUUGCACCUAACAUUUUA